Perkinsus marinus ATCC 50983 is the source of this 900-nucleotide messenger RNA. RefSeq lists its product as hypothetical. The record is from RefSeq and is a predicted model, not a curated record. The transcript has a single exon. The coding region runs from base 1 to 900 and encodes 299 amino acids. NCBI's taxonomy places the organism in Eukaryota, Perkinsozoa, Perkinsida, Perkinsidae.
AUGCCUGGUGAAGUUGGUAUCCACUACAGCGAUAAAUGGAGCAUCGAGGAAGGGACACGACCGGUUCUCAUCCCUUCCGAUGCAGCUGGGCUUAUAACCUUCACCACCAAGAAUGUGACAAUCACGGAACUAGUACUCGAGAGCUCGAGCCCUGUUGUCGUGCAAGGGUUAAGUGUUGGUCGAGUUCUGUGGGAAGGGCAUGCUAGGCUCAGUCCAUUACAGAGCCGUAUCGACAUGAUAGCCCAGUCGCUGUUGGUUGGGAUGACUCGGUCGCAGCUUGACGUGCCAGCUGAUGCGACUGCUGUUGAUGAGAUUCGAAUAAUCAGCGUAUCUCCGGUGACACUGUUCACCAUCGAAGGGCGUAUCAGCAUCAACAAUCCCUGGGCCAGUGGGCAUCGGAGCCUUGUUCUUGAGCCGAGAAGCAGGAGCAAAUACCGACGUGCUUGGCUAGGUAUUAUAGCUGACUCCGCCGACUUUGUCGACAUUAACUACAUCGCCGAUCACGGUUUGAGAUGGAAGCGAGCACCUUCAGCGAGAGAGGUAGAUCUCACACGAGGGGUCUACACCAAUGAUCUGUACUCGGAAAUCGUAACUAUGGCUCGCCCUACCCCUGGCUUCUUCAAGCUCUCUCAACACGUCGGCCGAGUUGUUAUGUCAAUAUGGGGUAAGACUCACGCUAGCAACGAGGAUUCGAUCAUUGAGGCAGCUCUCGCGACUACCACACAGGACACGGCAAUCGUAGAGUACCUCCGCUGGGCAGCAUUGAGUGGAAGCAAUCGCUCUGUUGUUGACGAUAGCGAGCUCGAUUCUGAGGAGUUAGCUGUGAGGAAAGAUAUGAAGGAAGUACUGGAUAUGAUGCACAAUAGAUUCCAUCAAAAGGCGAUCAAGAAGCCCAAGUAG